CAAUGUAAACAACAUCCUGAGUAUAAAACCACAAUGAAUCGGGCGCACGACUAAAUAGAACGUCUUGAAUAGCAGAAACCGUCCAGCCAUUGUGGUGCACUUCAUAACUUUCCAAAAACUAUGGAUGCCAAACAGUUCAUCGAUGCCUGCAAUUAUCUGUCCAACUACAUCGCAACCUAUCGAAAUCAAAUAUGUCAGCAUGAUUUCCCUGUUAUGCCAGACUUUGAAAAGAUACAACCUGGCUACCUGAGACCUUUAUUGACAUCCGAAGCACCAGAAGAUGGGGACUCGUUCCACGAAGUGAUGAGGGAUGUACGGUAUAAAGUUAUGCCAGGGAUGACACAUUGGCAACACCCGAAAUUCUUGGCCUACUACCCCACAAGCAGCAGUUAUCCAUCGCUCCUCGGUGACUUUUUGAGUCUGGCAAUCUCACCCAUCGGUUUAUCUUGGUUCGCUUGCCCUGCGAGUACUGAGCUUGAAGUGAUCACUCUGGACUGGUUAGCACACGCGAUGGGCUUGCCGAGCAAGUUCAUGUUCUCAUCCACAGGAAACGCUAAUGGAAUUCGUGGAGGCGGAACGAUUGAGUCAAGUGCCAGUCUUGCACUCGCUACUCUGGUGAUGGGACUGAGGGAACGUGCUCUGACGCAACUGCUAAACAGAUUCGACAUCACUGAUGAAGAUCGCAUCGAUGGAAGAGGACCUGGUGCAUUAGUCGAUCGAUUGGUUGGCUAUUCAGCCGAUCAGGCUCAUAGUUCUGUGGAAAGAGCCUACAGAAUCGCCAUGCUGAGAAUACGUACCAUUCCUUCGAAAAUUGUUGGCAAACGGCGUGAGUUUGACGCCUACGAGCUGCGGAAAGCAAUGGCCGAAGAUGUAGCCAAAGGACUUAUUCCACUUGUGGUAAGUUCUAGUAAUCCUGUGGGAUCUCGUGAACUGCGAGGCUUCUGGUGCGCGUACUUUGUGAACACAUGUGUCGCGACCAUGGGAACCACGUCAACUUGUGAGUUUGACGAUGUGAAGUCCAUUGGACAAGUAUGUCAAGAAUUCAACGCAUGGUUCCAUCUGGAUGCUGCAUAUGCUGGCAACGGUCUUAUAUGUCCGGAGUUCCGCGAUCUGGCCAGAGGCGUAGAGCUGGCUGACUCCGUUUGUGUAAAUCCCGACAAGCUGCUGCUGGUGAAUUUCGACUGCACCAUUCUCUGGACAUCCGAUCAAUGUGUCCUAACCGAAGCCUUCAAAGCGGACCCAACCUAUCUACUUCACGAUUUCAACGGAAUGCCGGACUACCGCGACUGGAGCAUUUCACUUUCACGUCGUUUCCGCGCCCUGAAACUCUGGUUCGUUAUCCGCAUGUACGGAAUGAAAAAGCUCCGCGAAUAUAUCCGCCACCACGUCAACCUGGCUGCCGAAUUCGAAAUGCAGUUAUUGAGAGACGACCGAUUUGAAGUUGUGAACGACGUUCGGUUUGGUCUGGUCUGCUUCAGGCUCAAAGCGGGUAGACAGGAGACGGGAAGACUAAACAAACUGUUGCUUCAAGAAAGAUCCCUAUUCUUGAGCGCGGGGUCAGCCAGAGAUUUAAUCAAUCCGGACGAAGAACAAUACUUUCUCCGUUUUGUUUCCUCUCCACAUACCACCAUUCGAGAUGUCCAGUUUGCUUGCGAAACUCUAUCCAGCCUUGCAGAUAAACUACUUGGAGAUGUGGGGUGCGCAGAGCAGUGACUGACAAACACUGAACAUGCGUCCAUCUGACUAUCACCUACCCCGCCUGCAUUGAUUUGGAUGGUUCUUAGUUCAGCGCCUCCGGUAGAUGCCAGGCGGAAAAUGUUCCCCACAAAAACGUUUCUGUUCAUCAUUCCAAUUUGCGUUAUAAUUUUUUAUCUAAAUG
Opisthorchis viverrini is the source of this 1879-nucleotide messenger RNA. RefSeq lists its product as hypothetical. Gene Ontology annotation, biological process: amino acid metabolic process. Lineage: Eukaryota; Metazoa; Platyhelminthes; Trematoda; Opisthorchiida; Opisthorchiidae. The transcript is spliced from 12 exons. The record is from RefSeq and is a predicted model, not a curated record. The coding region runs from base 121 to 1713 and encodes 530 amino acids. Gene Ontology annotation, molecular function: carboxy-lyase activity; pyridoxal phosphate binding.